GUUGAAGAAAGUGAAAGCACACCAAGCUUAAAUAAUCUUUCAUUCAAGCAAGCAAAUCUAUAGUCAUACAUAAACAAAAUGAACUUCAACAAGAUUUUCGUUCUUCUGGCUGUCUUCAUUGCCGUCUUCGCUGGACAAACUGAAGCGGGAUGGUUGAAAAAGAUUGGCAAGAAAAUUGAGCGCGUGGGUCAACACACCAGAGAUGCCACCAUCCAAACCAUUGCCGUAGCGCAACAGGCCGCCAAUGUUGCGGCAACAUUGAAGGGAUAAACUGAAAAAGUUUGCAAGGCGAUACAAACCAUAUUUAUGUACCUAAAUUAGUUUAAUAUUUAUUUAUUUAGAAAAUUUUGUGACUGAUU
Bactrocera tryoni is the source of this 359-nucleotide messenger RNA. Its product is annotated as cecropin-1. Bases 79 to 270 code for a protein of 63 amino acids. The transcript is spliced from 2 exons. Gene Ontology annotation, biological process: defense response to Gram-positive bacterium; defense response to Gram-negative bacterium; antibacterial humoral response. The record is from RefSeq and is a predicted model, not a curated record. Gene Ontology annotation, cellular component: extracellular region. Lineage: Eukaryota; Metazoa; Arthropoda; Insecta; Diptera; Tephritidae.